Molecule: messenger RNA, 1300 nt
Organism: Lemur catta (Ring-tailed lemur)
Lineage: Eukaryota; Metazoa; Chordata; Mammalia; Primates; Lemuridae
Product: olfactory receptor 7A10-like
Exons: 2
Coding region: 155-1132 (325 amino acids)
Biological process (GO): G protein-coupled receptor signaling pathway
Cellular component (GO): membrane
Molecular function (GO): olfactory receptor activity; G protein-coupled receptor activity
Source: RefSeq, a predicted model, not a curated record
CAGCUAUUCCGUAAUAUAUAUAUAUACUUCAAAACAUCAUGUUGUACACAACAAAUACACGCAACUUUGUCAAGUUAAAAGUAAACUUUUAAAAAUAGAAAUUAACUUCUUUACUGUAUAAUAUAAAAGAGCAUUUCUGAUAGGUUUGUAAUGCAUGCCUGUGUCGUGUUCUCAUUCUCUUCUUAUCAGUCACGUCAACAAGAUGGAAGGAGGGAAUGAUACACGAAUUUCAGAAUUUCUUCUUCUGGGAUUUUCAGAGGACCCAGAACUGCAGCCCGUCCUCUUUGAGCUGUUCCUGUCCAUGCACCUGAUCACUGUGCUUGGGAACCUGCUCAUCAUCCUGGCCUCAGUCUCAAACUCCCACCUGCACACUCCCAUGUACUUCUUCCUCUCCAAUCUGUCCUUUGCAGACAUCUGUUUUGCAUCCACCACUGUCCCACAGCUGCUGGUGAAUGUGCAGACACACAGCAAAGUCAUAUCCUAUGCAGGCUGCAUCACCCAGAUGUACUUUUUCAUACUCUUUGCAGGGUUGGAUACCUUUAUGCUGACCAUGAUGGCCUAUGACCGCUUUGUGGCCAUCUGUCACCCACUGCAGUACACGGUCAUCAUGAAUCCCAGGCUCUGUGCAUUGCUGGGUCUGGUGUCCUGGAUCCUGAGUGUCCUGAAUUCCUUGUUACAAAGCUUAAUGGUGUUGCCACUGUCCUUCUGUACAGAGUUGGAAAUCCCCCACUUUUUCUGUGAACUUAAUCAGGUGGUCCACCUUGCCUGCUCCAACCCCUUCUUUAAUGACACGAUGAUGUAUCUGGCAUCUGUGGUGCUGGGUGGUGGGACCCUCACUGAUAUCCUUUACUCUUACUCUAGAAUAGUUUACUCCAUACGUGCAAUCUCCUCGGCUCAGGGGAAGUGUAAAGCAUUUUCCACCUGUGCAUCUCUCCUCUCGGUUGUCUCCUUAUUGUACUGCACAAUCCUAGGGGUGUACCUCGGCUCUGCUGCUACCCAGAAUUUGUGCUCCAGUGCAAUAGCUUUGGUGAUGUACACAGUGGUCCCUCCCAUGCUGAACCCCUUCAUCAACAGUCUGCGGAAGAAAGACAUAAGGAGGGCUCUGAGAAGAUUCCUCAGUGGGGUGCAAUGAAAGGGCCAUUGUUCAAGUUUUGUCUGUGAUUUCAGAGCUCUUCGUCUCAGAGCCAGAAAUUGUGAGUCAACAACACCUAAUGCACAUAUAAGAAUAACAUUCAUAGGCUGUCAGGCAGAUGGGAGUGGGGAGGAGGGAAUUGGUAUAUAUAUACAUAAUGAGUGUGAC